CACCUCUCUCCCUCCUCUUCCUCAUCUCUCUUCUUUCCGCCAAGACCAGCCAUGGCGAGGAUCUCGGUGCUCUUUUUCUUCCUCUCUCUUCUGCUUCUGGCCACCGCAGGCGUUUCUUCUGGCGCGCCGACGAAGAGGGUCGGGAUUUAUGAGCUCAGAAGAGGGGAGUUCUCCGUCAAAGUCACCAACUGGGGUGCGACGAUUACCUCGGUCGUUCUCCCUGACUCCAAAGGGAAGGUGGCUGACAUAGCUCUCGGAUAUGAUGGAAUCCGCCCUUAUACUAACGACACCACGAAUUUUGGAGCAUUGGUGGGACGAGUUGCCAACAGGAUUGCAAAUGCACGGUUCACUCUCAAUGGGAGGACGUAUCAUCUCUUGCCCAACGACGGAAACAACACUCUCCACGGCGGGCCUAAAGGAUUCGGUCGGGUGAUUUGGACUGUGAAAGAUAAGGUUGAUGGAGAAUAUCCUUACAUCACCUUGUACUAUCGCAGCGUCGAUGGAGAGCAAGGCUUCCCUGGUGAUCUCGAUGUCUACGUUACCUACAAAAUCGACGACGACUUCGUUUUGAGUGUCAUCAUGCAUGCGGUGCCGCUGACGAAGCCCACACCCAUAAACCUAGCGCAGCACACCUACUGGAACCUCGGCGGUCACGAGAGCGGCUCCAUCCUCGAGGACAGGAUCAAAAUCUUCGCAUCCCAUAUCACCCCCGUUAACGACCAGCUCAUCCCUACCGGCGAGAUCAGGUCCGUCUCUGGGACUCCCUUCGACUUCCGCGAGCCGGCGAAGAUCGGGAGCAAGAUCGGCCGCGUCCCCGGUGGGUACGACAUCAACUAUGUUCUCAGCUCGCCCGCGGACGUGCAGGGUGUGAGGAAGGUUGCCGUCGUGGAGGACGGUCGCGGCUCCGGGAGAGUGCUCGAGCUUUGGGCUAACCAGCCCGGGGUGCAGUUCUACACGGGUAACUUCCUGAAGCACGAGAGGGGGAAGAAUGGGCAUUACUACAAGAUACAUGACGGUCUGUGCUUGGAGACACAAGGCUUCCCUGACUCAGUGAACCACCCCAAAUUCCCUAACCAGAUUUAUAGUCCCGGGCAGGUUUACAAGCACUUUAUGCAAUUCAAGUUCUCAUUCAAGUAGGGAGAGAGGCCUUUUCUCAUUAGUAGAGUAGAUUCUUGUAACGAUUUUAGUAAGUGUGGCUCUUUGGAUAUCCUCAAAUUGUUCCUGAUGCAAA
Messenger RNA from Musa acuminata subsp. malaccensis (wild Malaysian banana), 1231 nucleotides. RefSeq lists its product as uncharacterized. The record is from RefSeq and is a predicted model, not a curated record. Gene Ontology annotation, biological process: beta-D-galactose catabolic process via UDP-galactose, Leloir pathway; glucose metabolic process. NCBI's taxonomy places the organism in Eukaryota, Viridiplantae, Streptophyta, Magnoliopsida, Zingiberales, Musaceae. Gene Ontology annotation, molecular function: carbohydrate binding; aldose 1-epimerase activity.